Culex quinquefasciatus (southern house mosquito) is the source of this 681-nucleotide messenger RNA. It is a transcript of the gene Bet1, whose product is annotated as BET1 homolog. Lineage: Eukaryota; Metazoa; Arthropoda; Insecta; Diptera; Culicidae. Gene Ontology annotation, cellular component: Golgi trans cisterna; SNARE complex. The transcript has 2 exons. The coding region runs from base 172 to 537 and encodes 121 amino acids. Gene Ontology annotation, biological process: vesicle fusion with Golgi apparatus; endoplasmic reticulum to Golgi vesicle-mediated transport. The record is from RefSeq and is a predicted model, not a curated record. Gene Ontology annotation, molecular function: SNAP receptor activity.
GACAGUUCAACGAUGAUGACGUUUCCGAGACACGACUCAAAAAUCCAAAAUCAGUCUCAAAAAUUGUAAACAUUUCGUGAGAAUUUGUGAUAUCAGUUCAACUUUCACCAAUUUCGCAGCCAAAACCCCUCAAUCAAAGUGGCGCAGUUCGGCGGAAGUAGCGGCGGAAAGAUGCGACGUUCCCAGGGCUAUGCGUACCAGCCGCUGGGCCAGAAUCCGGGCCCGAGUGGCAGCGGAGGUGCCCACAGCAGUCACGACGCCCUGGAGGAGGAAAACGAACGGAUGGCGGACGAGCUGAAGGGCAAGAUCGGGGCGCUUAAAUCGCUCACGAUAGACAUCGGGAACGAAGUGCGGUACCAGGACAAGCUGCUGCGGGGCAUCGACGAGGACAUGGACCGAACCGGGGGGUUUAUGAGUAAUACGAUUUCGCGCGUCGUUCGGCUGGGGAAGGGUGGCCACAGGAAUUACAUGUGUUACAUGUUUCUGUUUGUGAUGUUUGUGUUCUUUAUUCUGUUUUUGAUAUUGAAGCUCAGAUAAUCCGGAAAGGAACGGAAGGGUGGGGUUUGCGGAAUUGGGGACAGUUUUACACAUUCAUAGAUGUGAUGCAUUAUUAUUUUAUUCAUCUGAAUCAACGGCGGUUAUUAUAUAUUUAUAGUGGAAUAAUAAACAAUUCAACAAGUA